CGGCCAACUACAGUCUGUUCUAUACAGUCUACACAAAAAGCUCAUACAUAUAGGGCAGACCCAAGUUUCCCCAAGUGUUAUCUUAUCCUUGUUGUUCAUUCAAUGUUAAACGAAGAUAAGACGAUACACAGGGAUACUAACUUGGGUGAUAUUUCCGAACGCAGCACAGUACUUAGGGCCACGUUAUAGCGUGCGACAAACCAGCCAAUUGGCGUGAGAGUUGAAACUCAGACAAGGACUCACUUUGAUACUCUCUUUCUUAGGUCUUAUCAAAAAUAUUUCAUAACCUAACGCUGCAGAAUUGGACCAUCUCAAGAGGUUGUAUCGGCACGAUCCGAGUAUACUACCGAAGUUUAGGUAGUCUUCAACUGUUUUCACUGUGAUUCGUGACUAUAGAAUAGUGCUGACGGAUUCAUUCAUGAAUAGCAUAGGAGAGGCAUGCAACGAUCUGAAGCGACAAUACGACAUCUGUUUUCACACAUGGUUCUCUGAGAAAUUCUUGAAAGGUGAUACGAGUGACAGCACAUGCUCGCACUUAUUCAAAAUGUAUCAACAGUGUGUCAAGAAAGCCAUGAAGGAGCACCAUAUUGAAUUAAAAGAGAUGGAAACAAAUUAUUUGGAAACCGAGAAAGAGAAAAAGCCACAUAGUUGACGAAAAAAUAUUCACACAUUCAUUUUUCAAUCCUGCAUAGUUUUUUUACAAGUCGGCGAUGCAAACAGUGCAACUUUAUCAUUCCUAUUUUUUAUUGUGAAAUAAUAUUAUUAACAAAGAUCAAUUGAAUAUAUGUAUCUUAAACAGUUUAGUUUAUGUUAUUAACUAGUCACUGUGCUGCUGCCAAAUAUUCUACACACUUGUAACAUUAACAUCGAAAUGUUGUAUUCAGGGUACUUUUUCCUCAGUUGGCCCGAAAUAUACGUCAUUUUUGUGAAUUUUUUUUCGGGAAAACGAAUGAAUAUGGAACAUUAAAAGUUUUUGUACUUUAUUUAUCAUACUUUGAAGUAUAUUGAAAAAAAUUUUUCAGUUAAUUUAAUGCAUAUGCAGCGGCGGGAUAAGGGGAAACGGCAACCUGUGCGAAAAAAAGUGUCUUCGUGGCGGAAGUCCUGCAGGUCGUAAAAAUCAUCUGAAAAACAAAAAAAAACAUUUUUCAGUUCAGAACAAAUGUCAUUCUGGAUUAGACUAGAAUAAAUUAAAUCGAACAAAAAUUCACAAAAUGGCGGCUAUUAAAAAAAAAAGUUCAU
Cyphomyrmex costatus is the source of this 1239-nucleotide messenger RNA. RefSeq names its product TP53-regulated inhibitor of apoptosis 1. Lineage: Eukaryota; Metazoa; Arthropoda; Insecta; Hymenoptera; Formicidae. Gene Ontology annotation, biological process: phospholipid translocation. Gene Ontology annotation, cellular component: cytosol; mitochondrial intermembrane space; nucleus. Bases 419 to 652 code for a protein of 77 amino acids. Gene Ontology annotation, molecular function: phosphatidic acid transfer activity. The record is from RefSeq and is a predicted model, not a curated record. The transcript is spliced from 3 exons.